This is a messenger RNA of Lachancea nothofagi CBS 11611, 1872 nucleotides long. NCBI's taxonomy places the organism in Eukaryota, Fungi, Ascomycota, Saccharomycetes, Saccharomycetales, Saccharomycetaceae. The record is from the annotation of a GenBank genome assembly.
AUGGCUACUCAAUCAGUGUCUCCUGAACCAUUGGGUCACGAUGAACCUAUAGUGGGAUCUGUGGCCUCAUUAGAGGCCCGUGGCACAAAUCCAGAGAGUUUCUUAUAUCGGGAACUCUGUCGCACACAUCUGGGGGAGAGAGCGGCCUCUAUUGUGGAUAUUCUUAUAUCUAAAGGCCGUAUGAGCGCAAGAGAGCUUCAAGAUCGAUCGGGGAUGGACCUAAAAAGUGUCAAGCGCAUUUUGGUUUCACUGGUGCAGCUUCGCUGCGUUCAGUAUUGCAAUGAAACGCACGCGCCGUCUGGACGCUCCACGAUAUUCUAUUAUUUUUGUGAAGACGGAAUGCUGCUUUUGUUAUACGCCGGGGAAAUUGUAGAAGCAAUUAAAGAACUAUUCCAAGCCGAUUUGGCUGCACAAAUUGUACAAAAUGUGCUGGCUCUUGGAUCUUUAACAGUGAAAGCCUAUGUAAGCGCUGGUCUUUCAAACGAUUCACCCACCCAAGUAUCCUCCUAUUUUGUAAAGCUUUGCGAUGCUGGAUUUUUGGUUCCACUCACAACGACCGACUACUCAACUAUAGGUGAUGUGUGGACCAAACUGUACCAGAAGGAAUAUAGUUCAAUUCCUAAGACCUCGACUUUGUCAGACCUAAAAAAGAGAACUGAAGCUAAACAAAAAGCUAAGGAACAAUUUUAUAAACUCUUGAGAUCUCCUGAUCUCACCACUCUCAUAGUGACGGAUCCGCAAACGUCUAUGAGGAAAGUUGCAGAUACUGUGCCACUAACAUUCAACUUAAAAAGAUACCUUAAAGUGAAAAGGUCUAAACAGCUCGUGCAAUUUGCCGCCGCAAGGGUUGGGUCAGUUCCUUCCGCUAUUUACAAAGUAGUGCUUCAAGCAACAGAACGCUACUCUCCAGAAAUCAUUGAUCCGUUGACGAAAACUGGUCUGCUACAAGAUGCUGACGAGCAACGAGCUAUCAAAGAUGAAGCAACGCUGGCUGAGGAGAAGGUACAUGGUACCAAUUUCACUGCCACUGACAUUGCGAAAUAUCUUCCGGAUAGUGUAGAUCUGCGCGAUACUAUCUCAUCGCAAAUGAAAAGAGCUCGCUCAGGUGUUUCGGAAUCGCAACCGGCAAAGAGGAUCAAAACUGAGGAUGGGUUUGUUGUUCCUUCGCUGCCAUCAGAUGCCCUUGAGGGCAAUGAUCUUGACAAUGAUAACAUUGAUUUAGAUCUUGAUGACAACGACAGUGACCCUCACUCCCUCACUUUGAUUAAUAGCCACUUAAAACUAUUAUCGGCAUCCACCACUCCUUUUCUACAAGAAUCUAAGCCGGGCCAUUUUUACGUUCCCUAUUCCAAACUCCUGCCCAUGCUAAAGUCAUCGGUUUAUAAAACCUUGAUUACUUAUACACUGGGUCCUCCUGCUGCAAGAAUAUUGAGUUGCAUAUGCGACAACAGACUAGCCUCCGAGAAAGUCAUUAAUUCGACUGCUUUGAUGAAAGAAAAAGAUAUUAGAUCCGUAAUUGCCGUUCUGAUAAAAUAUAACGCCGUGGAGAUUCAAGAAGUACCACGAACUGCUGACAGGGCGGCCUCUAGGUCAGUAUUCUUAUUCCGUAACAACGAGAAACACGCUUACGACUUCAUGAAGAAAAAUCUCACCUGGAACAUUGGCAAUUUAUAUCACAAAAUCGAGGAUCUUAAGAAUGAAAACUCUACGUUGUUAAAAAAGGCCAAUCGUGAUGACGUCAAGGGAAAAGAGGCCGAGUUGUUGCUACCAAGCGAGCUCAACCAGUUAAAAAUGGUCAACGAACGUGAACUGAAUGGUCUUACCCGAAAUCAAAGACUACUUUCGCUGUGGGAGGUUUUCAAGUUUUUUUGA